AUGUCCUACCUCGAGAAUGUUUGCGACCAGGGCCCGACAACGAUAAUUCACCCUACGCCUUGGACGGGCAUCGGCACGGCAUUAUUUGUAUACUUGGCCAAGGUAGGCACUUUGGCCAGGCAAAGGGCAUUGGUCAAAAAUCUUUCUCUUGUUGGGAAAUCCGAAGAAAUCCAAAAUCAGCUCAAGACUGACCUUGUGGAAUCGGCUCGAGAUACUGAGGCUGCGCUUUUAGCAUUCCGAGCUCCAAGCAAGGACCGUGUAGAAGAUACCGGUGACCCCUCGACUCCGCUCAAGCACUUACAACAGUUAGUUCAAGUAUACAGACUCUCCGCCUUACUUGAGCUCUACAGAAACUUCCCAGCGCUCCUUAAUGGUCAGGUGGGAGCGCUAUCGGAAGAACCUGCUCCAGCGCACAAGAUACUAGCGCUCACAACCGCGAUACUAACAACAAUCGCCACCAUUCCGCAAACAUCAGGUGUCAACAGUCUACUUACCCUUCCGCUCAUUAUCGCCGGCAGCACACUACAAUCAACAAUAAAGUCAACACCUAGGCAAUUCCGAGAGGGAUCCUGGGCCAUUCUUUCAGAUGAUAUUGUUUCCCUAUCUAGUCAGGACGAUGUUCAGCUAUACUGGCGUAAUUUUGUCAGAAGUCGAUUACAGGCAAUCAGGGAUUAUGUUGGUAUAGCAACAGUCUCCAGGGCAAUCGAAAUUGUUGAGAAGGUGUGGACCCGGUGUGAUAUGCAGGCUUUGUCGCUGCCUAUGGAGUUUAUCCAGUGGAUCGAUGUUAUGGUGGAUGAGAAACUGGAAGCGAUCUUCGGGUGA
Penicillium arizonense is the source of this 822-nucleotide messenger RNA. RefSeq lists its product as uncharacterized. Bases 1 to 822 code for a protein of 273 amino acids. Gene Ontology annotation, molecular function: DNA-binding transcription factor activity; transcription cis-regulatory region binding. Gene Ontology annotation, cellular component: nucleus. Gene Ontology annotation, biological process: positive regulation of transcription by RNA polymerase II. Lineage: Eukaryota; Fungi; Ascomycota; Eurotiomycetes; Eurotiales; Aspergillaceae. The record is from RefSeq and is a predicted model, not a curated record. The transcript has a single exon.